ACGCAGAGGAUGCUUUUCCCGCGUGCGCGUCCCCGCGUCCCGCCACCGGAAGCCGCGCACAGAACAUAGAGAGGAGGAGCCGGCUAGAGGGGCGCGAUCCAGGCCCGCCUGUGAGGCGGUCACAUAGAGCGUCCCCAGCUCGGGAGGACCUGUGGGAGGUGAGGGCGCAGUGCGUCGGCGCGCCCUACGCCGUGGAAUUCAACUAGAAAAGAGAGGCACAUGGGGUCUUUAGAAAGCUACAGACACCCUUUCCGUGGAGGACUAGGUUCUAAAGGGAAGUUGUGGAGCUUUACUUCAUCAGACUCUCCACACGUGUGUGUCUGUGUUGGAACGAUGCAUGCCCCUAUCUCUCUCCUGCACAGUAGGGGUUUCUGUGGAGUACAAAAGAGUCUGUGAAAGAAGCAGAAAAAUAUUUAAAGCUCAUGGAGAGAAAUGACCCUUCCCACCAGAUGCAAAGAGAAUGCUGGUGUUGGUGUCCUUGUGACCGUACUGCUCUCUAGCUGUGCCCUGUCAAGUGGGAUUGGUCCCUUUUUGAAGUGACUUCACUGCCUGCACCCGAAAACCUCACAUCCAUAACUGCAAUUUAUGUUCUCCUGGAAGAGGCUGGCAAACGGCCAUAUCAAGUUCAAGUGCUGGUGUCAGAUUCACCUUGGAGCCGGAACUGAUUUGAAACCCCAUCAGUCCCGGAUUGCGAAAGCUAGGCCCUUCUCAUAUAGUCCCAAGGUGCGUGUUGCAAAAUCAGAGACCAGACCGGGAGGAGAUGUUUCAGUUCAUCUAAUCCAACCUCCUUUUGCAGUUAGAAAAACUGAGGCCCCAAAAGGAGUUCUUAAGGUCUCAGUGAGCUGGUGAGGAAGCUGGAGACUAAAACCCAGAUCUCCUUACCCCAGUCCAGUCAGUCAUAAUGACAGUGAUGCUGCAUUCAGAAUACUUGAUAACGUGCCCUGCAUGACAUUAGGACCGAAAAAACCAAAGUUGUUGCAGUCGAGGACUUCAACUCAUAACAACCCAUUAGGACAGAAUAUUUAAAUUCAAGGUUUCCCUAACAAUCUGACUGAAAACAGCUAGCUUGCUCACUCUGUCCUGGGAUUGAGAUGACAGGAAUGCACCAAUGCCACCUGAACUCAUACCUUUAACUUCUGUGUAGUGGCUGUUCCAGCACAAUCUAGAAACAUAAAUUCAAUUGAAUCCAAUAUAAGGGCUUAUUAUUAACCCAACAUGUUUCUAGGCUUCCAGCAAACUGGUGAGCAAGAUGGAAGUAGCCCCAACCUUCCAGGAACACGUAAUCUAAUGAAUGAUUCACAUACUAAAAAAAAAAAAAUGUGAUAACUGCCAUGCUACAGGUAAAGCUUCAGUUACUGCCAACUGGAGUUAGAAAUGUGUGAUUCUGUACUCACUCCCUUCCAAGAGACCGUGCAAGAGACCCUCCCCCCGCCCCCAUCCCAUGCUAUUGGAGGCAACUGGGAAGGCAGGGGAUGGCUGCAGAAUUGGGUAGCUUUAGGCAUACACUCAGGAAUGAAGGGGCUACUCAGCUAAGGGAGGCUGUGAAGUGGCUGGGGGAUGGGACAUUGCAAGGGGCUUUAGAGAGAGCGGUGAGCUGCAGUGAAGGAGAAUGGAACAGAAACUGUAGACAGAAUGCAGAUAAAACAUGAGUCCCAGAGGACCCUACUAGCCAGCUGCAUCCCAGGCAAUCAGGAGCCCAGGACUGGAGACCCACCCCUGCCGUGACAUCACGGGGGAGUGGGGUGGAGACAAACAAAAAGGGGGUCCUCCGCCCUGGCCCUAGACUCUUGGCAGCCCAGAUUGUCAAUAGCAGAGAGAGCCUGGGCACUGGGCUUAAAAGAACAGGCUCCCCGUCCCCAACCCUCUCUCAGCUGCCCCAUCCAGGCCACCAUCUCUGUCUCCCUGCCCUGAAGACCCCUCCCUCCUGAGGCUGCUGUUUGGCUCCUUCUGGGUGGCCCCUGUGCACACCCUCAGCAUGAACUGCAUAUCAGACUUCUUCACCUAUGAGACCACCAAGUCGGUGGUUGUGAAGAGCUGGACUAUUGGGAUCAUCAACCGGGCCGUUCAGCUUCUGAUCAUCUCUUACUUUGUGGGGUGGGUUUUCUUGCACGAGAAGGCAUACCAAGUACGAGACACAGCCAUCGAGUCCUCCGUGGUCACCAAGGUGAAAGGCUUCGGACGCUAUGCCAACAGAGUCAUGGAUGUGUCCGAUUAUGUGACCCCACCCCAGGGCACCUCUGUCUUUGUCAUCAUCACCAAAAUGAUUGCUACUGAAAACCAGAUGCAAGGAUUCUGCCCAGAGAGCGAGGAGAAGUACCGCUGUGUAUCCGACAGCCAGUGCCAGCCUGAGCGCUUUGCGAGUGGGGGGAUCCUCACUGGCCGCUGCGUGAACUACAGCUCCACGCUCCGCACCUGUGAAAUCCAGGGCUGGUGCCCCACCGAGGUGGACACUGUGAAAAUGCCUGUCAUGAUGGAAGCCGAGAACUUCACUAUUUUCAUCAAGAACAGCAUCCGUUUCCCCCUCUUCAACUUUGAGAAGGGAAACCUCCUUCCCAACCUGACAGCCGCUGAUAUGAAGACAUGCCGCUUCCACCCUGACAAGGCCCCCUUCUGCCCUAUCUUGCGAGUGGGGGAUGUGGUCAAGUUUGCCGGGCAGGACUUUGCUAAACUGGCCAGCACGGGUGGAGUCCUGGGCAUUAAGAUCGGCUGGGUGUGCGACUUGGACAAGGCCUGGGACCAAUGCAUCCCCAAGUACACCUUCACCCGGCUUGAUGGCGUUUCUCAGAAGAGCAGCAUCUCCCCAGGCUACAACUUCAGGUUUGCCAAGUACUACAAGAUGGAGAAUGGCAGCGAGUACCGCACACUCCUGAAGGCUUUUGGCAUCCGCUUUGAUGUACUGGUGUAUGGGAACGCUGGCAAGUUCAACAUCAUCCCCACCAUCAUCAGUGCUGUGGCAGCCUUUACCUCCGUGGGAGUGGGGACUGUCCUCUGUGACAUCAUCCUGCUCAACUUCCUCAAGGGGGCCGACCAGUACAAAGCGAAGAAGUUUGAGGAGGUGAAUGAGACGAUGCUGAAGGUCGCAGCCUCAGCCAACCCAGUGUACCCCAGCGACCAGACCACAGAGGAGAAGCAGUCCACAGACUCAGGGGCCUACUCCAUCGGCCACUAGUGCCUCUUCCCGGGGCCCCAUUCUCACCCUAGGGCUCCAGGCCUCCACAGGGAACCUCACCUGGGCAGGGGGAGAGGUGAGAGGCCUCAUUUCCACU
This is a messenger RNA of Loxodonta africana (African savanna elephant), 3266 nucleotides long. It is a transcript of the gene P2RX3, whose product is annotated as purinergic receptor P2X 3. Bases 1976 to 3169 code for a protein of 397 amino acids. NCBI's taxonomy places the organism in Eukaryota, Metazoa, Chordata, Mammalia, Proboscidea, Elephantidae. Gene Ontology annotation, molecular function: ATP binding; purinergic nucleotide receptor activity; extracellularly ATP-gated monoatomic cation channel activity. The transcript is spliced from 12 exons. Gene Ontology annotation, biological process: response to ATP; calcium ion transmembrane transport. The record is from RefSeq and is a predicted model, not a curated record. Gene Ontology annotation, cellular component: nuclear inner membrane; plasma membrane.